UCAUCAUGUAAUAUUUGCUGUGCAAACCUAAACUGACCAGUUAUCAGGGGUUACAUCCCUCGAGCAUACACACGUGUGUAAGAAAUUUAUUUUAGAGCCUGUAGGACAGUAGCAACUGUCAUACUGUCGGGAAGCUAAAAAACCUGAGAGGGAUGUGUGUGUUCAUGGAAGACUUCGCUGAGGUGUUUUAACAGACAGCAUGAGUGGUCAAAGUCCUGCUCCUUCAGCCAGUAAUGGCAUUACUCCACUCCAACAGAUGGUGGCGUCCUGCUCCGGAGCCAUCCUCACAUCUUUGUUUGUCACACCUUUGGAUGUUGUGAAGAUCAGACUGCAGGCGCAGAAAAAUCCCUUCCCCAAAGGCAAAUGCUUUGUCUAUUGCAAUGGACUUAUGGACCACAUAUGUGUGUGUGAAAACGGCAACUCAAAGGCCUGGUACAAAGCCACCGGUCACUUCAAUGGCACACUGGAUGCCUUCGUCAAGAUCGUACGCCGUGAAGGAAUAAAGGCAUUAUGGAGCGGUCUACCUCCAACCCUUGUGAUGGCAGUCCCAGCUACAGUGAUCUACUUCACGUGCUACGACCAGCUGUGUGCAGCGCUGAGGGUCAGGAUGGGAGACUACGCUCAGGAGGCUCCUCUUCUGGCAGGAGCUAUCGCUAGAGUGGGUUCAGCGACAGUGAUCAGCCCUCUGGAGCUGAUCCGUACGAAGCUGCAGUAUCAGAAACAGUCGUACAGGGAGCUGACUGACUGCAUCCGCUCGGCAGUGCAGACAGAAGGCUGGCUGUCUCUGUGGCGGGGUUUGGGGCCCACACUCCUCCGAGACGUGCCCUUCUCGGCCAUGUAUUGGUACAACUAUGAGAAGAGCAAGAGCUGGCUGUAUGAACGGUACAACACCAGAGAACCCACGUUUACCAUUACCUUCGUAUCUGGAGCGGUGUCUGGCUCUAUUGCGUCCAUUGUAACGUUACCUUUUGAUGUUGUCAAGACAAGAAGGCAGGUGGAGCUGGGAGAGCUACAAGCAAAGAAUUUGUCAUGUCAGGUUUCCUCCUCCACCUUCAGUGUGAUGAGCAGGAUUGUGGCACAGGACGGUUUUGGUGGACUGUUUGCAGGUUUCCUCCCCAGGCUGAUCAAAGUGGCCCCGGCAUGUGCCAUCAUGAUCAGCUCUUAUGAGUUUGGGAAGGCCUUUUUCCACAAACACAACCAGGAGAGGAUACUCGGACCGCUGCAGACCAGCAACACCUGAUAGUUUUCCAGUCAUUUCUCUCCAAACCAAACGCCACUAUGAUUGCACCUGGAAGGAAAAGGCUUAUGUUGCCAAAUUACAAACAAGCAGAAAUGGAAGUGAAAAAAAUAAUGAACUGCUUGACCCAUUUCUGCAGUGCAAGAUAUUAUAGUUGAUCAAAAUGUAUUUUAAAAGCUAUUUAUUAGUAUUUAUGAUUUAAUAUUCUAUGGUUUUAUGUUCACCACCAUAGAUCCUGUGCGCACAACUGAAAAGAAAUAAUGUUUGAACAGCCAGCAGAUGGCAGCCACAGUUUUGUUAAUAAUGUGUCAUUUUCCAGGUCCCACAUGUGGCUGUCUCACUGGGAUCAUGUGCAUUGUGCCUGAAGUCCUUACAUUAGAGAUGUAUGAUUAAUCUGUUUUAUUCCUCUGUGUGUCACUCAGAAUCAGUGUUUCCUCCCCUGACACAAAGACAAUCUCCAUGUUUUUGCACUUCCACUCAAAUCCACACACAAAAAGCCAAUAUUGUGCCAGACAGUACAGUGUGAGUGUAAAGCUAUGAGUGUUUUUCAGUUUGACAAGAGACUGUGCAAGAGGACUGUGACACACGUCUCAAAUGUUCAAUAUACAUACCUGAUUUUCUUUGGAAAUUCUUUUAAUUCAUUGACUUUAUUCAAGCUUUAUCAACACACCUGUUCAUUGUCGACAAGAAACUCGAAUCAAGUUCUCACUGUUUGAGUAAGAGGAGUUUAUUCAAAAUGAUAAAAAGGCAAACAAAUCCAAUAAAACAUCUGCUGUA
Siniperca chuatsi (mandarin fish) is the source of this 2014-nucleotide messenger RNA. RefSeq names its product solute carrier family 25 member 40 (gene slc25a40). NCBI's taxonomy places the organism in Eukaryota, Metazoa, Chordata, Actinopteri, Centrarchiformes, Sinipercidae. Gene Ontology annotation, biological process: mitochondrial transmembrane transport. The record is from RefSeq and is a predicted model, not a curated record. Bases 200 to 1240 code for a protein of 346 amino acids. The transcript is spliced from 10 exons.